UAACAAAGUCAUUAUGACCGAUGUGGAAUUUGCUGAUAAUUUCUUAUUUGCUGGCAUGAAGGAUGGAGAAAGCCUACAGCUCUUUGAACAGAGUUCUCGCUCUGCCUAUAAACAAGAGACACAUACCAUGGAGGCCAUGAAGCUCAUUGAGUUUGACCUUAAGCAAACACUUACCAAACUUGUGACACAUAUUUUUGGAGAUGGACUGGACAUUAGAUGGGUAGACUGCUACUUUCCUUUUACUCAUCCUUCCUUUGAGAUGGAGAUCAACUUCCAUGGAGAAUGGCUAGAAGUGCUUGGCUGCGGGGUGAUGGAACAGCAACUGGUAAAUUCAGCUGGUGCUCAAGAUCGGAUCGGUUGGGCCUUUGGCCUAGGAUUGGAAAGACUGGCCAUGAUCCUCUAUGACAUCCCUGACAUCCGCCUCUUCUGGAGUGAGGAUGAGCGUUUCCUGAAGCAGUUCCGCGUGUCAGAUAUCAACCAGAACGUGAAAUUUCAG
Molecule: messenger RNA, 496 nt
Organism: Leptonychotes weddellii (Weddell seal)
Lineage: Eukaryota; Metazoa; Chordata; Mammalia; Carnivora; Phocidae
Source: RefSeq, a predicted model, not a curated record